Molecule: messenger RNA, 2224 nt
Organism: Nymphalis io (European peacock)
Lineage: Eukaryota; Metazoa; Arthropoda; Insecta; Lepidoptera; Nymphalidae
Gene: beta-PheRS
Product: phenylalanine--tRNA ligase beta subunit
Exons: 12
Coding region: 225-1982 (585 amino acids)
Biological process (GO): phenylalanyl-tRNA aminoacylation
Cellular component (GO): cytoplasm; phenylalanine-tRNA ligase complex
Molecular function (GO): magnesium ion binding; RNA binding; phenylalanine-tRNA ligase activity
Source: RefSeq, a predicted model, not a curated record
GCUGCUGCUAUGCUUCCGUAGGAAGUUUAUAUAGGUAGCUAGUACAUACAUGUGUUUUUACUGUAUUGAAUUAAACAUUUCAAUUUUCAUGGUAAUAUAAAAUUUAAAAAUAACCAAUAAGUAAUUUCUAUAAGCAACUACAGAUAUAAUUCCUAUUUAAUGUAAUUGCAAAACUAAAUAUUUUGACGUAGUUAUAGUUAUUGCUACUGCUUUUAUUAUAUAAAAUGCCGACAAUAUCAGUAAAACGUGAUGCACUCUUCGCUGCAUUGGGGAAAUCAUACACUGAUGAAGAAUUCCAAGAACUAUGCUUCGAUUUUGGCUUGGAGCUGGAUGAAGUUACUACAGAAAAACAGAUGUUGAUUAAGGAGCAGGGUGAUAAAGCUGGUACAGGUGUGUCAGAAGAAAUCUUGUAUCGUAUUGACAUUCCUGCCAAUAGAUAUGACUUGCUCUGUCUAGAAGGACUAGUUAAUGGGAUUCUAGUGUUUCAAGGGAAAAAAGAGCCACCUGUGUAUAAAACCACAAAAUAUGAAGACUGUUAUUCACUUCAUUUAACUCCAGCAACUGCCCAAAUAAGACCAUACGCAGUAGCAGCUGUUCUGAGAGGUGUUUCAUUCACUAAAGAAAGUUAUGAUUCAUUCAUUGAUUUACAGGAUAAAUUACAUCAAAAUAUAUGCAGAAAAAGAACUCUUGUAGCUAUUGGAACGCAUGACUUAGAUACAAUCCAAGGACCAUUUGUUUAUGAUGCCCUCCCACCAAACAAGAUAAAAUUCAAGGCAUUAAACCAGACUAAGGAAAUGACAGCUUCUGAACUAAUGGAAUUGUAUUCUAGUCACGCCCAACUGAAGCAAUACUUGAAUAUUAUCAAAGAUAGUCCAGUGUACCCGGUGAUCAAAGAUAAAAAUGGAAUUGUUUUGUCAAUGCCACCUAUUAUCAAUGGUGACCAUUCUAAAAUCACUCUUGACACAAAAAAUGUAUUUAUUGAGUGUACAGCCACUGAUCUCACUAAGGCAAUAAUUGUACUGGAUACAAUAGUGUGCAUGUUCUCUGAAUAUUGCACCAACAAGUAUGAAGUGCAGCAAUGUAAAGUGUUCGCUCCGGAUGGCACGUACGAACUAUACCCACAAAUGCACUAUAGAGAAGAAACUAUAAAUGUCGAUAAGGCCAACGGUUACAUCGGAAUUAGCGAGAGCGGCUCGCAGCUGGCAACGUUGCUGUCGCGCAUGUGUCUGUCGGCGACGUUAGCAGGCGACGCGCUGAGCGUACGCGUGCCGCCCACGCGACAUGACGUCAUACACGCCUGCGACCUCUACGAAGACAUCGCUAUCGCAUAUGGCUACAACCGAAUCCCGCGCGUGGAAGCGCGCGGCGCGUCGGCGGGCGCGCAGUGCGCGCUGAGCAAGCUGAGCGAGCAGCUGCGCCACGAGUGCGCGCGCGCCGGCUACACCGAGGCGCUCACCUUCACCCUCUGCUCAAGAGAUGACGUCGCCACUAAACUUGGUCUCAAAAUCGAAGACGUCCCCGCGGUUCACAUCUCGAACCCCAAGACACUGGAAUUCCAAGUAGUACGGACAGUGCUGCUGCCGGGCCUGCUCAAGACGCUCGCGGCUAACAAGAAAAUGCCGCUGCCCCUCAAACUAUUUGAGAUCAGCGAUGUUGUGUUAAAGGAUGAGACGGCGGAGACGGGUGGUCGAAACGAGCGUCGUGUGUGCGCGGUGUACUGCGGUCGCGCGGCCGGAUUUCAGUUUGUGCACGGCUUGCUGGACCGCGUGUGUGCCAUGCUGCGCCUGCCGUGGCAUCAGGAACUCGGAUACUAUCUCCAGCAGUGCGAGGAUCCUGCAUAUUUCCCAGGACGUUGUGCUGAAGUGAUAUUCCAGGGCCGAGUAAUCGGAAAAAUAGGAGUAAUUCAUCCAAACGUUUUAACUGCUUUUGAGCUAACUAAUCCAUGUUCCGCAGUGGAAAUCAACAUUGAACCAUUUGUAUGAAAUUAUAUAUAAUGCAAUGAUUAUUAUUCAUCUUAGAUUGCUUUUUGUGACACAUUUUGUAAAUUAAUGUCAAUAUAUUAGUGUCAUCAGCAUUGUUUGUUUCUGGACUGUUUGCUCUGAUAAGAUUAAUCCUGUUUAAAUAUAAAAGUAAUACACAGUAAAAUACAUUGAAAUGUAUAAUACAUAAAUGAUUUUAUAAGCAAACAAAAAGCCUUUUUUAUUAAAUGUUUAACGAAUGUUCA